Molecule: messenger RNA, 210 nt
Organism: Fulvia fulva
Lineage: Eukaryota; Fungi; Ascomycota; Dothideomycetes; Mycosphaerellales; Mycosphaerellaceae
Exons: 2
Coding region: 1-210 (69 amino acids)
Source: RefSeq, a predicted model, not a curated record
AUGGUAGUAUGGAGGAUCAAAGAAAACCCAAGUCCGCAACACAACAUCGCAGGGAUUCCGGUGGACGGAGUGCCCGCCUUUUUUGCGAACAACCUGGCGAAGCUUGGGGUCUCGCCGAUGACGCCAAGACCAGCAGCCGAUGAGUUCUCGGAGAAGGUCAAGAUGGGUUGGGUCGACGUCCCGCCGCACGAUCCAGAAAAGGCCUCUUGA